Molecule: messenger RNA, 11655 nt
Organism: Metarhizium brunneum ARSEF 3297
Lineage: Eukaryota; Fungi; Ascomycota; Sordariomycetes; Hypocreales; Clavicipitaceae
Gene: rdc5
Product: Reducing polyketide synthase
Biological process (GO): secondary metabolite biosynthetic process; fatty acid biosynthetic process
Molecular function (GO): phosphopantetheine binding; 3-oxoacyl-[acyl-carrier-protein] synthase activity; oxidoreductase activity
Source: RefSeq, a predicted model, not a curated record
AUGGCUUCCAGAAUCCAUGGACGAGCUGAUGACCCAAGCGUUAUAGUCGGUCUUGCCUGCCGUGUACCUGGAGCCAACACUCCCAGCAAGCUCUGGCAGAGCAUUGCGGAACAGCGUGAUGUCCAGCAGAAGAUGCCCGAGGACAGGCUGAAGGUGGAUAGUUUUUUCCACCCUGAGCCCACCCACAAGGGCACGACGAAUGCCCGUUUCGGGUACUUUCUCGACCAAGAUAUCGGAAACUUUGAUGCGGGUUUCUUUGGCAUCUCUGGAAAGGAGGCCGAGGCCAUGGACCCCCAGCAGCGUCUGCUUCUCGAAGUAGUCUAUGAAGCCCUCGAGAAUGCUGGAAUCACUCUUCAGGAGAUUCGAGGCUCGUUGACGUCCGUGUUUUGCGGAAGUUUUACCAAUGACUAUAAUGCCAUGUUGACCAAGGAUUUGGAAUACUAUCCCAAGUACACUGUGACUGGCACCGGCGACGCUAUCCUAUCCAACAGGAUUUCCUACUUUUACGAUCUUCACGGCACCAGUGUCACCAUUGAUACCGCUUGCUCUUCGUCCCUUGUCUGCUUCCAUCUCGGUAGCCAGACCCUGCAAAAUGGCGAAGCCGACAUCUCCAUAGUUGUUGGGUCCUCGUUGCACUACGACAGCAACGUCUUUGUUACCAUGACCGACCUCGGUAUGCUUUCCACCAACGGCCGCUGUGCGGCGUUUGAUGCUUCCGGAAGUGGCUACGUCCGAGGUGAAGGCAUCGCCUGCGCUAUUCUCAAGCGCAAGUCUGAUGCCAUCGCCAACGGUGACAGCAUUCGCGCUGUUGUUCGUGCUACCGGGUCCAACCACGAUGGUAAGAAGAAUGGCAUCACUCUUCCCAACUCUGUUGCCCAGGAGCAGUUGAUCCGAUCAACAUAUGAGCGAGCCGGAUUGAACCCCAGCCACACUCAGUAUUUUGAAGCUCAUGGCACUGGCACCGCUGCCGGAGACCCUAUCGAGGCCCGAGCAAUCGGUGCCGUCUUCGCCCCCGGCCGCGAUGAGCCAUUGUUUGUCGGUUCUGUCAAGACAAAUAUUGGCCAUCUUGAAGGUGCCUCUGGUCUUGCUGGUGUAAUCAAGACCACGAUGGCACUGGAGAACAAUUACAUCCCCCCAAACAUGCACUUCAAGACGCCAAACCCCAACAUCGAGUUUGAGAAGUGGAAGAUUACUGUGCCAACGAAGCUUGUUGAGUGGAAGGUUCCCGAUGGUGUUCCCCGGCGAGCCAGCAUCAACUCCUUUGGCUACGGUGGUACCAACGCCCAUGUUGUUUUGGAGGAGUAUACUCAGGACGAGCAAAUACCUGCUCCUAUUCCUCCUGAGCCUGUUGCCAACGGCGUGCACUCUCGCCCUUACCUUGUUCCACUUACAUCUCACUCCCCCAAAGCAGGCGAGAUGUCGGAGGAGACUCUCAAGGCCUACCUCAACAACACCGAGGACGCCACCAUUGCCGACCUUGCCUACAGCUUGUCGACUCGUCGGACAUUGCACCAGCAGCGUUCGUUUGUUGUUGCGAACGACAAGGCCGGCCUCGUCGACCAGCUCUCCUCUCCGCGCCCAGCUGCUCCUUGGGCCAUUGCUAAGAAUCCAGUUCCCAGGCUCGGCUUCAUCUUCACAGGCCAGGGUGCUCAGUGGUUUGCCAUGGGCAGACAACUCAUCGAAGAGUGUCCCCAUUUUCGCCAGAGUCUGCAGCGAUGCGACGCCAUUCUCAAAAGCCUCCCUGAUGCCCCUGAGUGGUCUAUUGUCGCUGAGCUCAACAAGACCAAGGAGACAACUUUACUAGGAGAGACGUUGUACUCUCAGACCAUCUGCACCGCUCUCCAGCUCGCCAUCGUUGACCUGAUUGCAUGCUGGGGAAUCAAGCCCUCUGCUGUCAUUGGCCACUCUUCUGGCGAAAUGGGCGCUGCGUAUUCUGCCGGCAUCCUUUCCUUCGAGAGCGCUCUCAUCGCAGCCUACUACCGCGGGCGAUAUAUGUCCUCUAGUCGCAGCGACGGUGUUCCUGGUGGCAUGAUGGCUGUUGGUCUUCCCGAGAACAAGUGUCUCGAGGAGCUCAAACCUUAUGCUGGCCGUCUCACCAUUGCUGCUGUCAACAGCCCGUCCACCAUGACUGUUUCCGGGGACCAAGACGCUAUCCUUGAGCUCAAGGAGAAGCUCACGGAGAAGAAGGUCUUUGUUCGACAAAUUGCUGUCAAGCAGGCCUUUCACUCUCACCACAUGUUUCCUCUGGCGCCGGCAUAUGAAAAUGCUCUGAAGAACAACCCUGCCUUCAAGACCAAUACCCCAACGUGCCGCAUGUUCUCUAGUGUUAGUUGUCGCCGGGCUGACCACGAGAAGAUGGGGGCUUCUUACUGGGCUGCCAACAUGGUUCAAGCCGUUCGAUUCUCUGAUGCCCUGACCGGCAUUCUCCUCGACGAAGAAGAUGAGCAGAAUGUGGACAUUUUGGUUGAAAUUGGCCCUCAUCCUGCCCUCAAGGGUCCGGCUCGCCAGACCGUCCAGUCUCUCAAGCUGGAUCUUCCCUAUGUCGCCUCCCUGACCCGCGGUGUGCCAGACUUCGAGGGCCUUCUGAACAUGGCCGGUACUCUCUUCUCUCUCGGCUACCCCGUUGAUAUCGUCGCCGCCAACCAGAAUCUCAGUCAAACCUCGAAAGGGGCUUUAGUCUCUACUCCUACCGGCACCAAGCUUCAUGAUCUCCCGACGUAUACUUGGGAGCACCGUCGGUACUGGUCCGAGACUCGUUACAUCAAGGAGCAUCGCCAGCGAGAGUUCCGCCAUGCGACUCUGGGCCAUAGGGUCGCCGGCUCCGUCGUGCGACAUCCUCUGUUUCGCAACUAUCUCCGACUCAGCGAGCUGCCGUGGCUCAAUGAGCACGUGGUUGAGAACAAGGUCGUCUUUCCUGGCGCCGGCUACAUCAGCAUGGCGAUCGAGGCAGCCAUUCGCACUGACCGGGUUGAGAGCGUGAAAAUGAUUCACCUCAAGGAUAUUGUUGUCAAGAACGCUCUUCUGAUUCCUUCUACCGACGAGGGCGUCGAAGUACUUCUUCAACUCAAGCCCGUCACUCUGUCCGCCAAGAGCCACUCGGAUACGUGGUACGAGUUCAACGUCUUCUCUUACGAUGAAAACUCAAACUGCACUAGCCACUGCCAUGGUCUCGUCAGCGUUGAAAGGGGGGACGCUGCUCCUAUCAAUUACACUUGUCGCUAUCCCGAGGGCACCAACUUGAAUGAGCUUCGCAAGAAGACGUACCGGUCCAUGCCUGCCGGCACAUUCUACAAGAACAUGGCAGAGCUUGGCCUUGCCUAUGGUGACAAGUUCCGUCUUCUCAAGGGCAGCAUCGAGAGCGGCGUUGGCUUCGCCGUUUCUGACCUCGUCUUCGACCCCGGCCAUCUUCCCUCGGAGGCGGGCGACGAGACGGUUCUGCACCCAACCCUGCUCGACUCCUUCUUCCACGUCAUCUUCCAUGCUGUUGAGAACCGUCUGGGACGUCCUCUGGACGAGCCCUAUGUUCCGUCCUUCUUCCGAGCUCUCAGGAUUUCUGGCAACUUCUUCGACGGGAGAUACUCUACGGCCGUGAAGAAGUUUCAGGUUGCGUCAUUCACAAAGCUGCCCUCUCCUCGUGUCGCCAUCAACGACAUGAUUAUGCAGAAUGACAGGGGGGAGCUGAUGAUGGAGAUUGCCGGGCUCGAGGUGACUUCUCUGGGGCGCGAAGAUCCCAAUGGCCAAGGACCGCGAACACUCUUCUACCGUCAGCGUUGGCAGCCAUUUUUUGACAUGAUGACAAACGUCGAGGGCAAACCUGUCUCUGAUGUUGUUGAUGUCUUUGCUCACCAGUAUCCCAACACCAAGAUGUUGCACAUCACUUCCGAUCUCGACAAGACACGAGACUUUAUUCAGCAUUUGGGAUGUGGCAAAGGAGAGCGAAGACGGUUCAAGCAGCUAGACGUCUGGUCACUCCAGGGAAAUGAGUUUGGAGAGGAAGCCGAAAGGCUGUCCAAGGAAUGCCGCGGUCUGGUCAACGUGGUAGAGCCGGCUCUCGACUCUUAUGACCUUAUAAUUGUCAGCGAGACAGGUGUAAAUGCAGUUUCAUUUAUGAAUGGCACUGGAUGCAUCUUGUUCGACGGACAAAAGGGCGUCGUCACCGCGGAAUUGCAAGAGCUCUUCUCCAGCCCUUUCUGUACCGCUCUUCGCAAGGCUGUUGAGCCAUUCACUCUCAACUCUGAGUUGUCCGUGGUCAUGCCAACAUGCAAGCCUUCUGCGCGAACUUCCCUCAUUCUCAAGGAGCUCGAGUCUGCUCACGGUGGUGACCUCAUCUUCACCAGCUUUCCCGAGCUGGCGCACCAGGGCACCGCGUUAUUGGCCAAGGAUGUCGUCGUCCUUGCAGGAUUGGACGAGUCCAUCUCCGACAAAGCUGCCUUCAAGGGGGCGCAGGCUCUUCUCACUUCUCUCGAGAAGAAUGUCAUCUGGCCAACCGAAGGUGCUACUCUCGAAGCCAACCGCCCAGACAAUGCCAUGUUCAUCGGGCUUGUCCGUGCCGCGCGAUCUGAGAACGACACUCUUCGCGCGGUGAAUUUUGAUUUCGGCAUCGACUCUCCCGCACAGACUGUCGCUGCCAAUAUCGUCCGUUUGCUCGACGGCAGAAUCACAGAGGACGAGUUGACGGAACGAAACGGCAUUGUAUACAUUCCCCGCGUGGAGGCAGACGACGAGCGCAACUGCAAGCUCAGGAACGGCCCUGACCAAGAACCCCGUCUUGAGCCCUUUGGUACUGCUCAGACUCGUACGCCUCUUGCUCUACGAAUCGGCAAGGUUGGUCUGCUCGAGACCCUGUACUUUGGUGAGGAUACCCAGGUCAUGGACACCAAGAUCAACGACAAUGAGAUCGAGGUUGAGACCAAAGCUUCGUCCAUCAACUUUCGUGACGUGGCUGCCAGCAUGGGCAUUAUUGAGGAUUCCAACCUCGGUGACGAAUGUGCCGGCAUCUGCACCAAAGUCGGCGCCAAUGUCAGGGGCUUUCAAGUUGGCGAUAGAGUUGUUGCUCUCCGUCCCGGCCAGGGCGCUCACCGCAGUCUUGUCCGAAACCCAGCGUCUUGGUGCUACAAGUUGCCCGACAACAUGUCUUAUGCUGACGCUGCUGCGAUGCCGCUGAUCCUUGGUACUGCUUGGUUUGCUUUGGAUCAUACUGCUCGCCUGGCCAAGGGCGAGUCUGUCCUUAUCCACGCCGCGGCCGGUGGUGUAGGCCAGAUGGCAAUCCAGAUCGCUCAGCGCGCGGGUGCCCAUAUCUACGCUACUGUAGGGUCUCCUGCCAAGAGGCGGCUUCUCAAGGACGUCUAUGGUCUCAAGGAGGAACAGAUGUUCUCUUCUCGUGAUGCCUCGUUUGCCGAGGGCGUGAUGGAGGCCACUGGUGGCAAGGGGGUUGAUGUCGUCCUCAACAGCUUGGCCGGUCCUCUGCUCCAUGCCUCUUGGGCCUGUCUUGCUCCCUUUGGGCGAUUCCUCGAGAUUGGGAAGCGCGAUAUCCACGAGAACACCAAGAUUGCCAUGGACCCCUUCCGACGCAAUGUAUUGUUCGCUUCAAUCGACCUUGUGACCAUGUUUGAAAAGAAUGAGGCUCUCGGCGAGAGGCUUUUCAAGGAGUGUUUUGCCCUUCUUGCCAAUGGCGAGAUCCGCACGCCCGCUACAAUCAAGCAAGUCCCGUAUUCUGACGUUGUAAAAGGCUUUCGAUUGUUGCAGAUGGGAAAGCACACUGGCAAGAUUGUUCUUGUACCCCAUGCAGAAGACAUGGUCCCGGUUAUGCGCGGCGGAUACCGUGAUGUCAAGCUAUUCAGCUCUUCAAAGACUUACCUCUUGGUCGGUGGUCUUGGAGGUCUAGGUCGCACUCUCUCUCAGUGGAUGGUCCGUAAGGGAGCCAGAAAGCUUGCCUUUUUGUCCCGUUCCGGUGCCGACAAAGCCGAAGCCAAGGCCACCAUUGACUGGCUUAUUGAACGUGGUGUUGAUGCCACCGUAUACCGUGGUGAUGUCUCCAAGUUUACUGAUGUCCGGAGUUGUGUUGACCAGAUUGGAUCUUUGCUAGGAGGCAUCUUCCAAGCCGCCAUGGUUUUGCAGGAUAAACCUCUGGAAACCAUGACAUACGAACAGUGGCAGCAUUGCUGCCAGCCCAAGGUUGAGGGAACCAAGAACCUGCACGAAGCAACUCUUGGAAACAAACUGGACUUCUUCGUCUGUUUCUCUUCCGUUGCAGCUGUUGUUGGCUCCAAGGGCCAGGCCAACUACUCGGCCGCCAAUUGCUACCUCGAUGCCCUCAUGCGACACCGUCGUGAGCUUGGCCUCAGCGGGACUACGAUGAACGUCGGCGCAGUUACUGGUGUUGGAGUUGUCGCUGAGAACGAGGAGCUGCAGAAGAUCAUGCUCAGAAUGGGCAUGGACACCAUCAAUGAGGAAGAACUCCUCUACCAGCUCGAAGAAGCUGUUCUUGCUGACAAGCCUGGUCGCCCUGUCACUGCUCGCGGCUGCAACGGGCACCAAAUCAUCACCGGCGUCGGACUCAUCUCACCGGAUGUAUACUGGGCUAGCAAGCCAAUGAUGAAGAACCUCUACACUAACCACGAUUUUGGUGCCGAGGGAGCCGGACAGAGCUCCAAGAACCUCCUUGCUCUCCUCGGCGAGGAACCCGAUAUUGAGAAAAAGACUGAGAUCCUUCUUGACGGAUUCUUGGAGAAGAUUGCUAGCGUUCUUGCUACUCCCCGCGACUCAAUCCUGCCAAGCAACCCAUUGUCUGCUUAUGGUCUCGAUUCCAUUGUUGCUGUUGAGUUCCGAAAGUGGUUCCGAAAGGAGGUCCAGGCUGAUAUUGCGCUCUUCGACAUAUUAGGUGCUACUUCUAUCAACGCCCUGGUGUCCAAGACUGCUCGUAUGGUCACCACUAUCUCCGCGAGCAAACAUACCGCUGGCGAUAAGCCUGAGAAGAAGUCUGCUGUGGAGUCUGAAAGCACCAAGGAGGAUAGCAACGUCUCUGCCAUGGCUACGGGACAGCUCAUAAAAUCCCAGCAUAGCGGCGUUGUUCCCCUGUCUACUUUCCAGUCCCGUCUCUGGUUUGUCCAUAGUUUCCUAGAGGACAAGUCCUUUCUCAACCUGCCCAUUGUUCUCCGAAUAAGGGGCAAGCCCGACUACCCAACUCUCCAGAAGGCCGUCCAGGAGAUGGCCGUCAGGAACCCUGCUUUGCGGACUGCAUAUUUCGAGGGAGAUGACUUUGCCGUCCAAGAGCCCCUGGAAGAUUUUGAGCUCGGCGUUGACUUUCGUGAUUUGACCAAGGAAGUGGACACCGAAAAGGCUCUAGAGGAGUUUGUCAAGUAUAAUCGCAAGAUUGAGAUGAAUGUUGAAGAAGGUGAAGUUGCUACUUAUUCCCUUGCCAAGCUCAGUGAGGAGGAAUGGGCUGUGGUUGGCAUGAUCCAUCACAUUUCCAUUGAUCGUGCCAGUUUGUUUCCGAUAAUGUCACAGUUUGUCGGCAUCUAUGACGCUCUGCGAACCGGUAAUGAUCUUGCCACUGUUUCUGCUCCCGAGUUCAACUACAUUGACUUCACGCUAUGGCACAAUGCCCGUCUGGCGUCUAAUCUUAUGAAACCUGACCUUGACUGGUGGAGGACAACUCUCAAGGGCAUCCCUCAGUCUAGCAAGCUUCUCCCUUUUUCCAAGGGGGAGCGCCCAGCAAGAAGUGAUCCUCUCCGCCAGAAAGUCAGGGCAAACCUCAACGCCAAGUUAUUUGCUCGUAUGAAGCGAAUUGCUUCACAGUCAAAUGGAACUCCAUUCCACUUCGUUUUGGCUGCUUUCAGGGCCUUCCUUUACAGAUACACCGAAGAUAAGGAUCUUGUGCUUCUCAUGGUUGACGGAAACCGACCUCAUCCCGAUACUGAUCCCCUGAUGGGGUUCUUUGUCAAUCUUGCUCCUGUGAGAUGUAAUGAUGACUGUGAUGUUCCGUUCGAUCAAUUGUUCCAGGCUACCAAGACUCGUGCUCUAGACGCCAUGGCUCACAGCGGUGUUCCCUUUGAUACCAUAGUCGACAUUAUGAAUGUCAAGAAGACGAGCAGCCACAUGCCUGUGGGCCAAAUCGCCGUCAACUACCAGAUUCACGGCCCUGUCCCGACUUACACUACCUGCGACUUUGUUGUUGAAAACGUCGAAUCGGACGACAUUCCCACCGCCGCCGAUAUUCAACUUGAAGCCAUUGAGACUUCUGAGCACAGCAUGGACCUCAAGAUUGAGUAUGCAACCGCUCUAUAUGACAAUCCCGACAUGGAGCGAUUCCUCGACAAUUUCAACACCUUCCUCGAAAGCUGUAUCAAGGACCACCGUCAACCCGUUGACGAAAUCAGCAUGUGUGGACCGCUCGAAAUCGAAUUUCUCAAGAAGAACUAUUGGAAUAUGGAGACUAAAGAGAAUCAGUGGGGGGAGCAGAGCGUACUUGAUGUAAUUACUGAGAUGGCAAGACAACACCCUCAAACUGCAGCGAUAAAAACUUCUGACUGCCGCAGCAUGACAUACAGACAGCUGAUCGAAAGCGCGGAGAGCGUAGCCUCUGAGCUCCUCAAUGCCGGCGCACAGCCCGGUGACAAAAUCGGACUGAUCGCUUUGCCCGGUCUUGAGGCCGUGACGGGCAUGCUCGCCGCCCUCAUGACGGGAUCGUGCUAUGUCGCGCUCGACACCGAUUUCGCCCACGACCGUCUAUCGUUUAUGCUUUCCGAUUCAGGCGCUGGGAUUCUCUUAACUGGCCCAGGCCAAGACGGCCUUGUGGCUGAGCUAUUGUCCAAGAUGGUGAUGGCCCCCAAGGUCAUUAGGAUCGAAGACGCUGCAGCCGCGGGCAGAACCGUUGCUCACCGGCGAGCACGACACCCCGAUGACCCUUUUUAUAUGAUCUAUACCUCUGGAAGCACCGGCACCCCGAAAGGAGUCGUGCUGAGGGAGUCCAAUACUCAAGCCAUGUUGGCAACAUUGAACAAAGACUAUGCCUUUUCACACGAGGACAACUUCCUCGCACAUACAACUACGUCAUUUGAUCUCUCAAUUGUUCAGAUAUUCGGUGGCCUAACAGCAGGCGCAACUGUCUCGGUUGCUUCAUGGGAAACACGCAAAGACCCCGUCGCGCUGGCUGACUUCAUGAUGAGAGAGGGCGUUAGUGUCACAUACUUCACCCCGACUCAAUUUGCACUUCUCAUGGAGUUCAACGGCGAGGCUCUUCGGAAAUGUUCCAAAUACAGAGUCGCCUACUUUGCUGGUGAGCGGUUGCCCGUCCGUGUUGCCAAGGCAUUCUACGAUCUUGGAACGCCUGCCACUCUCUACAACACUUGGUCUCCUUCCGAACUCGUUGUGCAGACGUCCAUAAGCAAGAUUGAUUAUCCUGGUGAGGGCAUUGUUAGUCUCCCUAUUGGAUAUCCCAUGGACAACUGCCGCCACUACCUCCUUGAUAUCAAAGGCAACCCCGUCCCGGCUGGUCAGAUUGGAGAACUGGUUGUAGGCGGUGUUCAGGUCGGUGCCGGAUACUUGAAUAGACCCGACGUCAACGCACAAUCAUUUGUUGAGGAUCCAUUUGCAUCCGAAGACGACCGAAACAGGGGAUGGAAUAGGAUGUUCAAGACAGGAGACCGCGGCCGCUUCCGACCUGAUGGCCAACUGGAGUUUCACGGCCGGAUUGCAGGAGACAAGCAAAUCAAGCUCCGGGGGUUUAGGAUCGACCUUGGUGAGUUGGAACAGGUCAUCUUCAAGGAGUCCCAGUCUUUGAAGAAGGCCGGCGCCCUUGUUGACAUUGCAGUCGUGGCUCGCACCGUCGACUCUGAUGAGCAGCAACUCAUUGCCUACCUCGUUCCUAAAGCUAGCAUCACCAACGAGGCUGACAAGAUCGCCAUUGUUUCUCACUUGCACCGCAAGAUUAAGCCGCAUCUCAACUACUACAUGCUUCCCAACGGAUACCAGUUUCUGGCCAAGCUUCCGGUUACCCUGGGCGGCAAGGUUGAUCGCAGAAACCUUUUGGAGCGACGGCUACAACUAUUGUUUCCGUCGAGCAUCACCACACAGCCUGGCAACACCGUCUCAGGUGAACCCACUGAAGAUCUGGAGGGAACCAUUCUUGCCCUUUUCAGAACUACUCUCGGCGGAGAAAUCGAGUUGAACGAUUCAUUCUUCGAGAGGGGUGGCAACAGUAUCCUCCUCGUUCGACUGCAAGCCAAAGUGAAGAAGCAGUUCAAGAUUGCUCCCCCCUUGCCCGCUCUGAUACGGGAACCAACUGCGGCCGCCGUCUGCGCAUACCUGAGGCGCGCAAAAGGUGGCGAUGGCACCGAUAAGGGUGGGCUUGCGAGUGUCAUCAGCUGGAAUGUCGAGACCAAUCUACCCAACACCAGCCAGUACAUACCACGAUACGGCAUCCCCCGCAUCGACCGCGAUGAACUCAAGUCCAUUCUCCUGACGGGGGCAGAAUCGUUCGUUGGAAUCCACCUUCUUGCGGAGAUUCUCCGAACCAAACGAGACGCCACGGUUCAUGUCCUCGGCUCCAUGGAGAAGCUGGAGCCGCAGGUCCUCAUUGAUCUCUUUCAGAAACUCGACCUGCUCCAGGACAGUCUGACCCUGGACGAUAUCAACAGCCGUGUCAAGUUUGUCCCGGGAUCAUUGAACCAGUCCAACUUUGGUCUGUCACGAUCUGCUUUCAGGGAACUCGGUCAGACGGUGCAAUCCAUCUAUCACCUCGGAGGUCACGUCUCGUUACUCAAAACAUAUACUUCUCUGAAGCCCAGCAACGUUACCCCCAUAUUCGAUAUUAUCAAACUGUCGGGCCUUGGGUCCCAUCUCUCCGACAUCAACUACCUGUCCACCUGGUCCGUUGCCCAUCUUCAGACUUGGUCUGCAUCCAAGCGAACGCGCGAGGAGUACGCCACUGGGGAAGAAGACAGUAGUCACUUCUCGCCGCCUACCGAAGACGAGUCCGGCUACUUCAAGACCCGAUGGGUUGCGGAGAACCUGCUGACCAAGGCUGCUCGUCGAGGAUUUCCAGUCACCAUCACCCGGGCUUCGGGUGUCACCGCCGCCGUCCGGGGUCCCGGCGUUCCCGACCCAGGUGACGAGUUCAUCAUGCGCAUCGUCGUGGGCAUGAUUGAGUCGGGCAUGGUGCCGCAGAUUGGCCGUGCCGACCAGCCAAGCUUCGCCGUCGACGUCGUGCCCGUGGACUGGCUUGCCUCGAGCCUUUUCGCGCUGACGUCCGAGAAGCAAGCUCUCUCCCGUGUUGCCCCGUCCGAGGUGUGCUCUGCUCCUCGGAUCUAUCACAUUACCAACCCGUUGCCGCUGCGCCUCAAAGACUUGCCCCGGAUUAUUGCGGAGCUCCGUUCGGAACAAACACGGCCUCGUAUGGUGUCGCUUGAUGAAUGGCUCGACAGUAUGGAGUCGGCGGAGGGCGAGAAUGCAGCCGGCCAGGUUGUGAGAAGCACGGUGCUCAAGCAGUAUCUUUCUACGGGUGGUGUCAUGUUUAGUCUGGAUAGCCGGAGGACGAUGGAUAUCCUGGAUGGUCUUCACCCCGGCGUGGCUGCUGGUUGUCCAGCUGUUGAUGCUGAGUUUUUGAGGGCGUUGCUUGAAAGAUUAAAGGGGGCUGACGACGUAUUCAGCGGCUAA